AUGAUGGCUGGGAUUAUGUCUUACUUCGGAGGGAGGCGAGACACGAAACAGGCGGCACGAGACGCCAUCGUAGGGCUAAGGCAGCAACUGCAGAUGAUAGAGAAGAAGGAGGAGCACCUACAGAAGAAGAUUGACGAGGAACUCAAGAAAGCAAAGGCGAAUGCUGUUUCCAACAAGGCUGUGGCUACGCAGGCUCUGCGGCGGAAGAAGGCGAGCGAAUCCGAGAUGGAUCGACUAGCGGGUCAACGGCUACAGCUAGAACUACAAAUCAACACACUAGAAUCUGCCAAUCUGAAUGCGGAGACGAUGGCUGCUAUGAAGAAAGCUUCAGACGUGCUUGGCGUCGAUCCAUGUGGUGAUAUUGAUUCCCGUAGGAACAUGGAUAAGGUCGACUCGACCAUGUCUAAGAUCACGGAGCAGAGAGAGAUUGCUAAUGAAAUCGCAGAAGCUCUAUCAUAUCCCACUGGUACGGAGGCGGACGAGGAUGAACUCAAGGCAGAGCUCGCAGACCUUGAGCAAGAAACACUCGAUGAACGCCUCGCCGGAGCAGAGCAUGUUCCUUUGCACAUUCCUGCAGGAGCUCGUCGGGUGGAAGAGCGACCUAAUGUAGCAGUGGAGGAUGAUGAGGAGGUUCAGUUGAGGGAACUGCAAGCCGCACUAGCAAUGUGA
Messenger RNA from Suillus bovinus, 669 nucleotides. RefSeq names its product vacuolar-sorting protein SNF7. The record is from RefSeq and is a predicted model, not a curated record. NCBI's taxonomy places the organism in Eukaryota, Fungi, Basidiomycota, Agaricomycetes, Boletales, Suillaceae. Gene Ontology annotation, biological process: late endosome to vacuole transport via multivesicular body sorting pathway; vesicle budding from membrane. Gene Ontology annotation, cellular component: cytoplasmic side of plasma membrane; multivesicular body; ESCRT III complex. The transcript has 5 exons. Bases 1 to 669 code for a protein of 222 amino acids.